Cuscuta epithymum is the source of this 1226-nucleotide messenger RNA. Lineage: Eukaryota; Viridiplantae; Streptophyta; Magnoliopsida; Solanales; Convolvulaceae. The record is from the annotation of a GenBank genome assembly.
GAAAAAAAAGGCAAACUAGAUUAGAUGAGAAUGAUGAACAUUGUCCUCCAAUGUUAUUGGUUCUUCUUUGCAGUAACUUUUGGUUUUACCGUGCCAUAUGUUUCCGGUUUAACGGUGACUGACGGCGUCUUCCCAGGAUAUGUUGUGGCACAAGAUGGGACGGGGGACUACACAACCGUGAAAGAAGCGGUGGAUGAAAUUGAUAAGAUAAGCGAAAGUUGGGGGAGAUUUGUAAUUUAUGUGAAAACGGGGGUGUACAACGAGAACGUUGAAAUUUAUAGGAGCAACGUGACGUUAGUUGGUGAUGGAAUUGGGAAGACUAUCAUCACUGCAAACAAGAGCAGUGCAAAUGGCUCCUCAACAUAUGCUUCUGCUACUUUUGCCGUGGAUGGAUCGGGAUUCAUGGCACGAGGCAUCACAUUCAGAAACACCGCCGGAGUCGGAAACGGACAAGCCGUGGCGGUCCGGUGCAGCUCAGAUUUCGCGGUCUUCUAUCACUGCAGCUUUGAAGGCUAUCAAGACACUCUCUACUACCACUCUGACCACCAAUUCUACCGAGAAUGCGACAUUUACGGCACCGCCGACUUCAUCUUCGGCUUCGGCGCGGUGGUCUUCCAGAACUGCAACAUUUUCGUGCGGAACCCCUCGCCGGGAAACACCAACACCAUCACCGCCGACGGCCGCCGUGACGACGGCGCAAACAGAGUCGGCGGCGGAGCAUCCUUCCACAAGUGCACAGUCACGGCGGCGCCGGACCUGAAGGGCUCCGAGGCCUCCGUGAGGACCUACCUCGGACGGCCGUGGAGCAAUUACUCAACGACCGUCUUCAUGGAGUCAUUUUUGGACAGCUUGAUUGAUCCGGCCGGCUGGUCGGCGUGGAUGGCGGUGGCCCCGCUAAACACUUUAUACUACGGCGAGUAUAUGAACUAUGGGCCGGGGGCGUCAACGGCCCAAAGAGUCAAUUGGGCUGGGUAUCAUGUCAUCAAUGACCCCGCCGAGGCUUCUAAAUUCACCGUGGGAGAAUUCAUCGACGGCGACUCUUGGUUACCCUCCACAGACGUUCCCUUCAUUUCCGGCCUCUCAUAAUUAAUACUCUGUACUCUUUAGAAAGAAAUUAAUUAUUCACUCCUAAUUCAUUUCAAUCACUUGUUGUUUAAUUGUGUAUAUAUAUUACUUCAAAAAGAAAUGUAUGUAUAGAUAUAUCAUACUACGUAUAUGUUUAUUAC